Messenger RNA from Oryza brachyantha (malo sina), 1137 nucleotides. RefSeq names its product glucan endo-1,3-beta-glucosidase GII-like. The transcript has a single exon. Gene Ontology annotation, cellular component: plasma membrane. Gene Ontology annotation, molecular function: hydrolase activity, hydrolyzing O-glycosyl compounds. NCBI's taxonomy places the organism in Eukaryota, Viridiplantae, Streptophyta, Magnoliopsida, Poales, Poaceae. Bases 1 to 1137 code for a protein of 378 amino acids. The record is from RefSeq and is a predicted model, not a curated record. Gene Ontology annotation, biological process: carbohydrate metabolic process.
AUGAGGAUUUCUAUGGCUCUCGCGUCGACUGGGCUGCUGCUGCUGCUGUCUGUAGCGGCGGCCGACAUGUCGAUCGUCUCGUACGUGGGCAGGAGCGAGGAGGAGACGCCGGACCAUCAGCGCAGCAGCAACAACUUCUCCAACGCAGUGGCCGGCGAGGGGGACAGCCUCCGCUUCGUCGGCGUGUGCUACGGCACGCUGGGCAGCGACCUCCCGCCCCGGAGCGAGGUGGUGCAGAUGUACAAGUCCCUGGGCAUCAACGGGAUGCGCAUCUACAGCCCCGACAGGGAGGCGCUCGACGCCCUGCGCAACUCCGGCGUCGGCGUCAUCCUCGACGUCGGCGGCAUCGACGCGGUGUCCUGGCUCGGCGACAGCUUCGCCAACGCGGCCGCCUGGGUCCAGGACAACGUCAGGUCCUACUACCCGGCCGUCAACAUCAAGUACAUCGCCGUCGGCAACGAGGUGCUGGGCGACGGCGCCACGCAGAGGAUCCUCCCGGCCAUGCAGAACGUCAACGCCGCCCUGGCCGCGGCCGGCCUUGCCGCCGGCAUUAAGGCGUCCACCUCGGUGAGGUACGACGUCUUCGCCAGCACCUCCCCGCCUUCCGCCGGCGUGUUCGCGUACCCCUACAUGACGGCCAUAGCCCAGUACCUCGCGAGCACCGGCGCGCCGCUGCUGGCCAACGUCUACCCCUACUUCGCGUACAGGGACCAUCCGGAAUACAUCAGCCUCGACUUCGCCACCUUCCAGCCCACGGCCACGCCGGUGGUCGACCGCAACAACGGCCUGGUCUACCACAACCUCUUCGACGCCAUGGUGGACGCCAUCCACGCUGCGCUGGAGAAGGCCGGCGCGGGGAGCGUGAGGGUGGUGGUGUCGGAGAGCGGGUGGCCCUCGGCGGGAGGGUUCGCGGCGACCAUGGACAACGCCCGGAGGUACAACCAGGGGCUGGUCGACCAUGUGGCUCAGGGGACGGGCACGCCCAGGAGACCGGGGCAGCUGGAGGCUUACGUGUUCGCCAUGUUCAACGAGAACCAGAAGACGGGGGAUGCCAUCGAGAGAAACUUUGGGCUCUUCUACCCUAACAAAUCGCCGGUGUAUCCGAUCACCUUUCCGAAUCUGCACCUGGAAAUAUAA